AUGGAGAUAGUAUCUAAAAGGACUAGAACGUAUAAUAAAUUUUACGACGAAGACUAUGAUUUGGAAACAAAGUCCAUUUCAAUGGUUAAAAAACCUAGGACUAAAAAGCCAAUCAUCCGAAACGGUAAGCAACUGCUUGAACCGAAGAAAAAAUUUCGAUUUGUGGAGAAUAGCGAAGCUUCAAGAAUACUAAGCGAGAUUCAGACUAACCCGAGUUUAAGCGUAAACGCCUCGGUUACACAGUUAAACCUCAACCAAAACAUAGAAGAAAGAGUGAGCUCAGUAAACCCAUUCCCAGCAAACAUAACGUCAACCAUAAAUUCAAACCCUAAAUCAGUGGAUCGCGAAGUGAUGAACAACAUCAUGAACUCGUCGAGUAUCAAUAACGAAACACACAAAAAAUAUGAACUGGAAAACAUUGAAUUUUUCAGAAGAAUGAUAGUGGAUAAAUACGAUACAUACUACGGAGAAGAUAACAGGCUAAUUGGCCAACUGCCAAACAACCUUCUAGUAAACAACCUAGAACAUCAAUUUCUUAAUCCAUGGGUAGACAUGAUAAUGCCAAGCCGCUCAAGACCAUACGUGGGAAAGUACUCAGAUAAAUCGCAAAAUAAAAUAAAUUAUGAGGUUGAACAGUCAGAUACGACAGUAACGAAAAGGGAAAUCGGAAAAAAGAAGUUGCUCUAUCUGACAGAGAGCCAAGUGUUCAACAUACUGGAUAACAUAUUCGAACAGAUCAGUAACACACCCAAGAAUGUAUCCGUGAAGAUAGACUGGAUUAAGGUGUCAAAGGCAACAAAUCUGUCCCAAGAAGUGUGUAAGGACUUCUGGUGGAGUUUUGAUAAAACACAUAUCAAAGAUAAAUUCGGAGGGUGUAUGUUUAAACCAGAUUGGUACCACUACUAUAAGGUGGACGAGUGGUACUUUGUGGAUUUGAAGAAUCGGGUACAACACCUGUUACAACUGGCCAGUGAUAGUAAAAUGGAAAGAGAACAGAUAUUAAAACACUUUGCAAAAAAUGCUAUAUAA
Theileria orientalis strain Shintoku is the source of this 1029-nucleotide messenger RNA. RefSeq lists its product as hypothetical. Lineage: Eukaryota; Apicomplexa; Aconoidasida; Piroplasmida; Theileriidae. The coding region runs from base 1 to 1029 and encodes 342 amino acids. The transcript is spliced from 6 exons. The record is from RefSeq and is a predicted model, not a curated record.